AUGAAAACUAGAGAACCACCAAGACCAGGCACUUCAGGAAAUAAUCGUAGUCUCAGGCAUAAUGCGCAUAGACGUGAUGAAGCUUCAAAAACACCAUCACAGAAGUGUACACUUCAGUUACUAACUAGGCCUCGUGAAAACGAUUUUAAUGCUGACAAAGAUGAGCAUUUCCCCGCUGAUGGGAUUAAAACAAGUUAUAUAAACAGCUCAUUAGUGAAAGAUCCGACACCGAAAGUUGCUCGAUCCAUUGCUGUGAAUGAAGCAAAUGUACAAAAAGAUAAGGAAAUGAGUAGUGCAAAGAAAUUACUGAAUGAUUCUAUGAGCUUUGAGGACUUCUUCAACGAAUAUUUGUCGGACAACACGAGUUUCGAUGUGAUCGGUGCUAUAGGUCCUCAAGGAGCUGGAAAGUCUACCAUUCUAAGUAUGUUAGGUGGUAACGAUCCUCAAGACAUGUACAGAUAUUAUAUAUUCCGUCCUGCAUCUAGAGAAGCUAUAGAAUCGUCCCGUUAUCAAACUGUUAAAAUAUUUGCAUAUAUAGGAAAGUCACGAACAAUUUUCCUUGACUGCCAGGCUACCAAUUGCUCUUCAGUGGUGGAGGAAGUUCUUCGUCAUGGUAAUUAUAAAACAGAUGAUAGAGCUGAUAUCAUAAACAACUUAGAGUGUAUCGACAUAGUUGCGCUCAUGCUACAAGUCUGCCAAACUAUUCUAGUUUGUAAUGAUUGGCUUUUCGACUUAGACUUGAUCAAGAUGAUAAGGUUAGCUGAGGGAAUAAGAGCAGCUAGUUUGAAUAUCAGUGGGUUACCAACAAUCAAUACGGAACGACGGGUGAAUUUAGUUUUCCUACACACGAAAGCAAAGGCUAACGAUUUUUGUAAAACAGUUUUAGCAAGUAGAGUACGCAUCAUUAGAGGACUGUUCAAAGAUUCAAAAAGAAUUCGCAUUCCUGAGUGUGAUUCUAUGGUACUCAUUCCCCUUUCUGACAUCAAACCAAGAAAGGAUACAAUAAGUAAUAUUCACUCAGCGGCCCCUCAAGAACGACCUUACGUGGUUGAAGAAGUUGUGGAUUUUCAAACAUCGAUACGUGACCUCAGGAAUAACUUAGCAUGUUUAGAGAGAGAUCCUUUCUCUCUGCAAGUUUUUUCGGAAAGACAAUGGUUCAACUUUACAAAAAUGGUUUGGAAGGACAGCACAUUUGUAACAUCAUUAGAUUACUACAAAGUCUCCAUCAGUACAUAA
Auanema sp. JU1783 is the source of this 1236-nucleotide messenger RNA. NCBI's taxonomy places the organism in Eukaryota, Metazoa, Nematoda, Chromadorea, Rhabditida, Rhabditidae. The record is from the annotation of a GenBank genome assembly.